This is a messenger RNA of Brettanomyces bruxellensis, 897 nucleotides long. RefSeq lists its product as uncharacterized. The record is from RefSeq and is a predicted model, not a curated record. Lineage: Eukaryota; Fungi; Ascomycota; Pichiomycetes; Pichiales; Pichiaceae. The transcript has a single exon. Bases 1 to 897 code for a protein of 298 amino acids.
AUGCCCAGAGUUAGUGGUUCAUUCUUUGAGUACGCGCCAAGCCUUUUUGCAUUUGAAUAUGGCGAUCUGCAAUCUGAAAAUGUAUUGAUAUUCAUUGGUGGUCUUGGUACUGGCUUUUGCUCUGUUCCAUAUAUUCCAGAGCUUUCACGAAAAUUAAACGACAUUGGCUGGUCAUUGAUUCAAAUACAGAUAACUAGCUCAUACACCGGAUGGGGAACCGGAUCUCUUGCAAGGGAUUCCUCAGAAAUCGAGAGGCUUGUCCAAUAUUUGAAAAGUAAAAGUACAGAUUGUGGAUCAAGAAAGCAUGUUGGUAUCAUGGGGCAUUCAACUGGAUGCCAAGAUACUAUGCAAUUUUUUAUUAAAGAGCCUCGUGAUGAUCAAUUCAUUCCUUUAGAGUUCGGAAUUAUCCAAGCUCCUGUUUCUGACAGAUAUACAGCUUUAAAGGUGAUGCCUAAGGAUUUGUAUAAAGAUGCAAUGAACGAAGCGAUAGAACUUAUCAAACAAGGAAAGCAGGACGAGAUCAUGCCAAUUAAAUAUUCCAAACUCUUUUUCAAUGUUCCAAUCAGUGCGUAUAGGUGGAAUUCGCUAUUUUCGGUGAAGGGUGAUGACGACUACUUUUCUCCAGAUUUGCCAUUGGAGGAUUUGAAAUCAAGUUUCGGGAAGUUUGACAAGCCACUCCUUGCCCUUUACAGUGGUGCUGACGAAUAUGUUUUGGAAUCUGUUGAUAAGGAGGCAUUAAUGAAAAAAUUCGAAGCAGCCACCGGAAGUAACUGGUCAAAAUUAAGUAAAGUUGUUCCUGGAGGCAGACAUGAUUGGGGUCCGGGAUCGGGCCCCGACUCUAUGAAUAUUGGUAUUAGUACUGUGAUUGAGUUUGUGAAAGGAUUGAAUUUGGAAUAG